This is a messenger RNA of Drosophila obscura, 3967 nucleotides long. It is a transcript of the gene mus312, whose product is annotated as structure-specific endonuclease subunit SLX4. The transcript is spliced from 5 exons. Gene Ontology annotation, cellular component: Slx1-Slx4 complex; nucleus. The record is from RefSeq and is a predicted model, not a curated record. Gene Ontology annotation, biological process: DNA replication; resolution of meiotic recombination intermediates; meiotic DNA double-strand break processing. Lineage: Eukaryota; Metazoa; Arthropoda; Insecta; Diptera; Drosophilidae. Gene Ontology annotation, molecular function: enzyme binding. Bases 23 to 3457 code for a protein of 1144 amino acids.
AUCUAAGGACAGAACGCUAAGCAUGGAUCGCCAGACGCGAAAAGCGAACUUCAAGAACUUGCAGCAAGAAUCCAAAAAGCUUCGCUCGACGCGCAGCAGCAAGGCAGCCUCUAAUACAUCCACACUAUCCUCCUACUUUGCUACACCCCCCGAAAGAGUCGACACUGAGAAUGAUACAGAAGCACCAGCCGAGGCUGUGGUGUCUUCUCCGGAACCCAGAAUUAGGCCAAUACGCAAUAGCAAUGUCUUUGAACCGCCUGGUCCAAAGCCCAAGAAGGCGCCCAAGCUGAAGGGCAGCAGCACGAGUGCUCCGCGCCGGGGACGCGGUCGCAGCAAGCAGCAGCCCAGCAUUAGUAAUUUCCUGCGGAAUGAGCAGAUCUUCUCCGAGGUGACUGCCCAGCACUGCAUGGCGGAUAACUUCAGUCCAGAUGAUAUUGAAAUGGCGCUGGCGCUAUCCAAAUCAGAGGCUGAGAAGCAUGGCCACCUGCGUUUAAAUGACGAUGACGACGCCCCCGUCGAUGUGGUUGGAGACAAUGCAGGAGCAGCGACGGAGAAUGUUCGACGUAAGCUCCAGAAAUACGGCUUUCGCACUGCCGCUAAAGAAGACUACAAGAGUUUGGCGGUACUGCCCGGCGUGUCCGGCAGGGGCAGUCGUCGCUGCAAAUGGGCCAACAAGUUUACUUCCCUCACGCUGCGUAACCCCGAGCAGCAGCAAAAGAAGCUGGAGAGCAAGGUGUCUGCUUUUUUGGCUCAGCAAGUGCGAACUAAAAAUCUAAGUGCUGAAGAGCGUUUAAUGCCGCCUUAUAAGCUGAUUAGUUGCAUACUCCGAGAACUAAAAGCCGACAGCAAGUCUGCCAUUGUACAUGAGCCCAGUGAGGGUCCUGUUGCCGAUAUAGGAAUCUACUUCGUAUCCAACUUGAUUGAAGUAAGCCACACGCCCGCCCAUCAUUUGCUCAAGGAUUGGGCUGCCAUACAGGGUCGUGACUUGUCCCCAGAGCGGACCACCAUGAAAACCCGACAACAGAUAAAGCAAAUGGAAAUCGCCUACAAUGAGCUGGAAAGGCAUUUUACUAACCAGCAGGCACUGAAUGAUGAACUAGAUGAACUGGAGAAGCUGGUGGUGGAGAACAUGAUCGAAGAGGAAGACCCCAAGCUGUGUGACAUUCAAGCGGAGGUCUCCUCCACUAGUAGCAGUCCAUUGAAGGAGCCGCCAGAUAAGCGUGCCAAAAUGGCCAAAGAUGGCACAGAAGACCUUAAGCCCAGUACCUCGUCCAACAUAAGUAUUCCCACACAAUUAACGCGCUGUACGUCACCCGAUCUGUUUGCCGACUCUGAUGAUGAGUCAGUGGAGGGCUUUUCUUUGAAGGUUUAUAAGAAUAUAACCACAAGUGAAAGUGCGAGUACAGGGACAGAAGUGCAGAGGUCACCCAUCACUGAACCAGCCGCUUCCUCAGAAGUCUACUCUAUUUCAAGCGAUGAAGUAAAGACUGUAACUGACACCACGCCUGAGCAGAUGGGUACUAAAGAGAAAUCCAAUGGUAGCUUUAUUGAUCUGACACAAGAACAUUCCAAUCCAGAAUUCGAUGACCCAAAUGCAUAUCAAUGCACGGAUAUUCUGACCCUUAGUCAAGUAUUUGAAUCGGGCCUCGAUGUAGACAAUCUGAACUGCAGUCUGGCUAUGGAUUCAAGUUGCCAAAAGUUGCCUUCAAAAGAGGAUGAUAAACUUGCACUGAGUGCCACAGACAAAGACUCGGAGAAUUCAUCUUUCCACGUGGAUAUAGUCACAACUCCAAAUGAUACCAAUCCAAGUGGCAGCUUUAGUGAUCUGAACUUUUCGAGAAACUCAUUGCGAAGGAGCGUUAGCCUGUCCACAGAUAACAGCUUCAAGAGUCCCUUAAACUGGCAAAUGGACUCAUCUUCUGAGAAGCCUGCACUGUCUGCUCCUUCGCCCUUCAGAAUACACUCGGAUGCAAGCAUUGAUCUGACCCAAAACGAUGAAAGCGAUGAAGACAAUGAUGUGAUUAUGCUUUCCGAUGAGGAGAUCAAUUACUCAAUGUGGAAGGCCAACAAAACGGGAAAAGUUAAAGACUGGCAGAAUGAGAGCUCCGACAGUAGUGGAUUAUCACCUGUAGCCAAAAAACGAUCCGUAGCCUACUUUAAGACUGAAGAAGACUUGGAUGCCUUUCUAAUGGCUUCGCCUACAAUCUCGAAUAAGUCGCAAAACUCACGCUCGCCCAAUAAGAGUGCUCUCAGCAAGGAACGAGCCGAAUUUGGGAUCCUUGAUGCGGCACUCUCCGAGCCCUUUACACUCUCACAAAUGCUGAGCCCCGCCAAAGAAGAAAUACCAGAAUCGCACAGCGAUAUUAACUGGUCAGAUGCAUCAUUCCUUGAAGCUCCCAUGAAGCCUUUGUCGCGCAUGAGUAGCCAUAAAUUCACUGAUUUACUUGUCUCGAAGCCCGAAGAAUUGCUGGAUGAUGAAUUUGAUGAUUUUGAUCAGUUAGUUUUUCCAAACUGCAAGAAGUCAACUAUGGAGGCGUCCACAGAUGCGAUGCCAAGCGGUCUAGAUCGUCUGUUGAUGGGUGAAAUCAGAAUGCCAACUAUGCCGGAACUUACAACGCCCAAAAAGGCAUCAUCAACCGUGCCUGAUUGUCUGUUAGUGGGUGAAAGCAGAAUGUCAACGUUGCCAGAGAUUACAACGCCCAAGAAGCCAUCAUCUACAGUGUCUGAUCAGUUGGAGGUGAAUGGAAAUGUGUACACCGUUCGUGCUUGUCAUACUCCCAAGCCCGAUUUCACACUACUGCCAGAGUCAGAGAUCCUCCAGCAGUUGUACAACUAUGGAAUCAAGCCGCUGAAGCGAAAGCAGGCCGUAAAAAUGCUUGAAUUUAUUUACAAUCAAACUCAUCCCAUUUUGCAGCCCUUGGAGUCAGGGUUGUUGUCUCAAAGACAGGUGGCCCCUAUGCCCCGAUCCAAGUCCACUCCCGUAAUGUCGGAUCAACCUCGCUCCCGACCGAUAGAUUCAGCCAACAAUGACGCCUGUCUGACGCCCACUGAGCCUAUAUUGGAUUUCAAAUUCAACACCAAUGCCUCUGGAAAUGAUCUGCUACGCUUCUCUCAGUCUGUGCCGCCAAGCCUCAGCGACGAUUUUGAGUGCUAUGUCCUGCAGACGAAUGUGACAAAGAAGACAGCACAGCCGCUAAUGCCGCUUCACAUAGCCUGGCACAAUCUGCUGUGUGCCAAUCCCAAACUUCAUGAAAGUGUGCUCAUGUACGAGCCCAUCGAUCUGCAGGAAAUCUACUUGCAUUUGAAGCAAAUGGGUCAUCGGUAUGAGCCCAAGGACUUGAAGUGCUUCUUUGAUCGUCGCUGCAUCAUAUUUCGAUAUGAGCUGACUGCUCCUGCCAAGCAAGCAGAGCGACAUGUGAGAAAGAAACCAAGAAAGCCGACGACCAAAAGGUCAUAGCUUUUAGCUUAGCUCCGCCCUGUGCCAAUUCAUUUGAUUCCAUUGUACUUAUUCCUAACACAUUUUGCAUCAUAUUAAUUACGUUUAUAAUUAAUUAAUAAUUGACACUUUGUUAAUUGGCGCCCGUUGCCCGUUGAAAUUAUGCUCUGUACAAUUUAUAAAUGUCAAGUAUAUCUGUGGCAGCCAUCGGUUGGUUGCAAAUGCACACGGAUUUAUGAGACUACUACUCAUGUUCUUUUUUUUAGUCAUUCCUAUGGACUGAAUCCGAAUAAUAAUCAUAUCUUACGGAAAUGUAAAAUGGAGCUUUAUUUGAUUUCUGUACUGUACCAUAAUGGGUUGGGUUUACAAAAUAAGAACGAAAUACAAAUGUAUAGAGUUUGCGUUAGACAAAUAAACGAAUCAAAAUGGAGGAUUACAUUAAAUGCAGAUUCUGUAAACUUCUCGAAAAGGGGUAAAUACAUUAAAUUUUAAUUACAUAUUGGAUCUUACAAUACUAGAAGACACUUGGAC